AUGGUUCCUGAGGGUUUUGAGGGGUUGAUUACACAGAGGACUGAGCAGUGGUCCAAGACAGAGGCCUGGGCAGUGGUCCAAGACAGAGGCCUGUGGCGUGGUCAAAGACAGAGGCCUGGGCAGUGGUCCAAGACAGAGGCCUGUGGCGUGGUCAAAGACAGAGGCCUGGGCAGUGGUCAAAGACAGAGGCCUGGGCAGUGGUCAAAGACAGAGGCCUGGGCAGUGGUCAAAGAUAUAGGCCUGGGCAGUGGUCAAAGAUAUAGGCCUGGGCAGUGGUCAAAGACAGAGGCCUGGGCAGUGGUCAAAGAUAGAGGCCUGGGCUCUGGUCAAAGACAGAGGACUGUGGCAGUGGUCAAAGACAGAGGCCUGGGCAGUAGUCAAAGACAGAGGACUGUGGCAGUGGUCAAAGACAGAGGCCUGGGCUGUGGUCAAAUAUAUAGGCCUGGGCAGUGGUCAAAGACAGAGGCCUGGGCAGUGGUCAAAGAUAGAGGCCUGGGCUGUGGUCAAAGACAGAGGCCUGGGCUGUGGUCAAAGAUAGAGGCCUGGGCUGUGGUCAAAGACAGAGGCCUGGGCUGUGGUCAAAGAUAUAGGCCUGGGCUGUGGUCAAAGACAGAGGACUGUGGCAGUGGUCAAAGACAGAGGCCUGGGCAGUGGUCAAAGAUAGAGGCCUGGGCUGUGGUCAAAGACAGAGGACUGUGGCAGUGGUCAGAGACAGAGGACUCGACCCAGUCCACAUGUGGUUGUGGGGACAUGGCGAGUCACCGGAAGAAACCGGAGCUCGUGCAGGGGUUGUUGAACUCGGGGUAA
Knipowitschia caucasica is the source of this 807-nucleotide messenger RNA. Lineage: Eukaryota; Metazoa; Chordata; Actinopteri; Gobiiformes; Gobiidae. The record is from the annotation of a GenBank genome assembly.